AUGCCGGGAAAAAAAGAUUGGCAAAUUUAUGUUAAAAUACAGGCAGAAUUACGAUGUGCUGUAUUUCUUGCAAUUGAAAGUAAUAACGAUAAUGAACUGGAGGCAGAAAUGGAUGAAAGUAAAUUGGACCAGAGGUUUGGCUAUUCCAUGAUUUAUCAUUUCCUGAGACAAAAUCGAUUCCUAGCAACGGCAGCUGUCUUUGAGAAAGAAAUACAUCAGAAAAUUAUCUCCCUGGAAGAAUUGAAAAAAGAAGAUGCUGCGAAAUUAUGUUUGCAAUUUCUUGGAGAUAGCAUUAGUAUAUCCAAUUUAACCUUAACUGGAAAUGAACGAAACAUGAACGAAAUACAUUCUACUAGAAACGGAAGUAACGAAACGAGCAAAACCGACUCGAAUUUUAUCUCAUUUCUUGAAGAAAAUGAUAACAAAAAAAGCGAUGUAAAAGCUAUCGAAAGGCAACAAAUAUCUAAUUCUGAAUCGAGAACUUUAAAAAAUUUUACUUCAGAAAGUGAAUUGUCGAUUGAUGAAAAUGGAACCUCGGACAAGAGAAAGAAAAGGAGAAAUGAAAAGAUAACACAGAAUGGUCGAUCAUUCGAGAAAUCAAAUAACGAUGAUAAAGCAGAAAAAGACAAGAAAGGAAGUAACUCAAGUUCAGAGUUGUCAACGAUUUCUGAACAACCUCAACAGCAACAAAUUCCAAAGACAUUCCUAGUGUCCAAAGAUCAGCAACAACCUACCAAAUAUAACACAUCUUUGUCAUCAUCCCAUCCCAGAAAGCUUCCACCGAUUAAACCAUUAGCAAAUGAAUCAGCACAGUCAACAACACUACCUUCCAUACCAUCACUGAAUGACUCAUCAAACCAAACCAGAACAGUACCAUUUUCACGUCUGCUAGACACCAUACUAAAUUCACCAUCAUCUAACAAAAACGAAACGGAUGAGGAAAUUGUGGAGGAAAUCAUUCUCGAUGAUCUGCUGCAGUCUGAUAACAAUAGCGAUGCCACUAUUUCAUUUUGAAAUAGCUAUUAAAUCGUUUCCAAAAGCAGUAUAGGU
Molecule: messenger RNA, 1050 nt
Organism: Loa loa (African eye worm)
Lineage: Eukaryota; Metazoa; Nematoda; Chromadorea; Rhabditida; Onchocercidae
Exons: 4
Coding region: 1-1014 (337 amino acids)
Molecular function (GO): protein binding
Source: RefSeq, a predicted model, not a curated record